AUGACUAUAAAACCACGAGAAAAGCCUGUAAAUGACGACGAGGAUCCUGUGGAAAGCAUGCUAAAAAAAACUGGCUGCUUGGAGUUACAUUACAAAGUGCAGGAGUGCAUAGCAGAAACCAAAGAUUGGAGAAAGUGCCAAGACGUAGUCAACGACUUUAGAAAUUGCAUCUCAAAGCACAAACAAAAAGAAAACGAAAUAAAAUGA
Molecule: messenger RNA, 207 nt
Organism: Arctia plantaginis
Lineage: Eukaryota; Metazoa; Arthropoda; Insecta; Lepidoptera; Erebidae
Source: the annotation of a GenBank genome assembly